UACUCUCACGUUUCUUGGUGGGCGCGAGUCGUCCUGCGUCUGUCAAGCGAGUGCAGUGAUUCGAUAUACAAUACAGAAACUAAAAAUGAUGAACGGAGACAUUAACGGUUACUACAACUCACUUAUUGAGGAGGACUGCUUCUUGUUUACAUCGGAAUCCGUUGGGGAAGGACAUCCAGAUAAGAUAUGUGACCAGAUCAGUGAUGCUGUGCUGGAUGCUCAUCUGAAGCAAGACCCAGAUGCAAAAGUAGCUUGUGAAACUGUAGCCAAGACUGGAAUGAUUUUGCUGGCAGGAGAGGUGACGUCGCAUGCGGUGGUAGACUAUCAGAAGGUGGUCCGUGACACUAUUAAACACAUUGGAUAUGAUGACUCAUCAAAGGGCUUUGAUUACAAGACCUGUAAUGUUCUGGUGGCUCUGGAACAGCAGUCUCCAGACAUCGCCCAGGGUGUUCAUUUGGACCGCAAUGAAGAGGAUGUUGGUGCGGGUGACCAGGGUCUAAUGUUUGGCUAUGCCACUGAUGAAACAGAAGAAUGUAUGCCACUCACCAUUGUCCUCGCCCACAAACUCAAUGCCAAGAUGGCUGAACUGCGCCGUAAUGGCACCCUGCCCUGGCUCCGCCCAGACUCCAAGACCCAGGUUACUGUGCAGUACAGACAGGACCGUGGUGCCAUGCUGCCAGUCCGUGUCCAUACUAUUGUGGUAUCUGUACAGCACGAUGAAGACAUCUGUUUGGAUGAGAUGCGUGAUGCGCUUAAAGAUAAAGUAAUUAAAUCUGUGGUUCCCAGUAUGUAUCUAGAUGACGAUACCAUCUACCACUUACAGCCCAGUGGACGCUUUGUCAUUGGAGGCCCUCAGGGUGAUGCUGGCCUGACUGGUCGUAAGAUUAUUGUCGAUACCUAUGGAGGCUGGGGCGCCCAUGGUGGAGGAGCAUUUUCUGGAAAGGACUACACUAAAGUGGACCGAUCGGCUGCGUACGCUGCCCGCUGGGUGGCCAAAUCUCUUGUAAAGGCUAAACUCUGCAAGCGUGUUCUUGUGCAGGUUUCAUAUGCCAUUGGAGUGGCCCAUCCUCUUUCCAUUUCCAUCUUCCACUAUGGCACAUCCCAAAAGAGUGAGCAGGAACUGCUUAAGAUUGUCAAGAAGAAUUUUGAUCUUCGUCCAGGAGUCAUUGUGAGGGAGCUGGAGCUGAAGAAGCCCAUAUAUCAGAAGACUGCGUCUUACGGCCACUUUGGCCGUGACUCUUUCCCCUGGGAAUUGCCCAAAAAGCUGCACUACUAAACCAUAUCUCAAGCUUUUCCUCUCAAGGCCUGUAUACUACAAAGAUGCCCACAUGGCUUAAGGGGGAUAAGUAUUAUUCUUGUAAAUGAGUCCUGCUGGUUUAGGUGCCAAUCCUAUUUAAGUAGUCACCCUCACAUUAUUCAUUAUCCUGCCAAAUCUCAUCAUCCAUUUACACACUCUAUUUUCAAAUCUCAGCGUAGUCUUUGAUUUUUGUUUUUCAAAGGUAAUUAUGGUUCAUUAGCAUUAGGGCAAAGCAAAUGUAAUACUUGGAUUAAUAUAUUAUUUUCAAAUGUAGAAAUUGUGAACUGGUUGGCCAAUAUUAACUAAGGCAGCAGGUUUUACACCGUUAUGUCCAGCCCUUCAACACUGUAUUAUAGCAUUCCCUAUCACUUUUUGUACUUUUAAACAAUGUGCAUUAUUUAUUUGUGGUGUCAAAUAUGCAUAUGUGUCAAUCUGUAAUCUGUAGGUCAACUGUUGGGAAGAACAGUUACACUGCAUGUUGCUGUUUAACUGAUUGACAAGUUACUUUUCUUCUCUAGUAUACUGUGGUUCCAAAGUGUCGUACAGAAAAACUUUGGGGACAGCCACAAAGAAGUAACUGAUUGCUGCAGUGCCUGGGUAUGCAGUGCCAUCUGUUGUGGCCAGUAAUAUUGCAUUCAUAGAUGCUUCUUUUCUCUUUCCUCCCUUGAACAGAGAGAAUGCAAAUUUUGGCUGGUGUUGUACAGAGAAACUAGCCUUGUUUACACGCGCUCUCUCGUUCUUUCUACCUUACGUGAUUUUUCUUUUAAUUUAUGUUUAACAAUAAAAAGUUUUCCUA
Messenger RNA from Xyrauchen texanus (razorback sucker), 2093 nucleotides. RefSeq names its product S-adenosylmethionine synthase-like. Lineage: Eukaryota; Metazoa; Chordata; Actinopteri; Cypriniformes; Catostomidae. Gene Ontology annotation, cellular component: cytosol; methionine adenosyltransferase complex. Gene Ontology annotation, biological process: S-adenosylmethionine biosynthetic process. Gene Ontology annotation, molecular function: methionine adenosyltransferase activity; ATP binding. The record is from RefSeq and is a predicted model, not a curated record. The coding region runs from base 86 to 1276 and encodes 396 amino acids. The transcript has 9 exons.